Molecule: messenger RNA, 1125 nt
Organism: Glossina fuscipes
Lineage: Eukaryota; Metazoa; Arthropoda; Insecta; Diptera; Glossinidae
Exons: 1
Coding region: 1-1125 (374 amino acids)
Source: RefSeq, a predicted model, not a curated record
AUGGCUAAUCGAUUGCCGCGUCACAUAGUGCGAGACUAUCAACAAGAACAACAACAGCAGCGGUCACAGCAGCAAUACUAUGAUAAACAACCAGAUGAACUUUUAGCACCGUCACCAUCGACUACAAUAAAAAGAAGUUAUUCAACGGGCGGCAACGGUGGAAGUAUAUCAGCAGCAGCUUUUAAUGCUCUCUCGGGCUUGCAGCACAUUACGAGCAAUGGCAAUGUCGGCCAUAACUAUGAAUCUGCUAUAAAGGACUCGGCAUUCCAUCCACAAUACACCGAAGCGAAACCCAUUUAUGAGCAACACUCUGACAAUAGCGAAUACGGUAAUUAUGGUGGCGCUGGGGUUGAUAGUCAUGCUUUGCAUUCCGCUAUUUAUAAUUUACAAACGGCUGGUGCGCAUAACAGUGAUGCAAGUAGCAGCGGAAGUGACAGCAGCUACAUACACCCUUGGAGUGUAAGUAAACUGACAGCUUCCUCAGUUUCAUCGCCGCCGUCCGCUUCAGCUUCGGCAUUUCACAAACUCUCAUCGUCAAGCUUCAAUGAUAAAAUCUCUGAGGGCAAUUUUCUGCAUCAUUACGAUUCAUCUUCCGGUUACAAUGAACUUUCACAGCAACCGCACAGCUAUGUUAGUUCGGUUGAAUCGCAUUCCGGACCCUCGUCAAGCGGUGGCGGCGGUGGGGAUUCGUACACUUCAAGCAGUUACGAGCAUGAUGAACAUGAACAGGAUAACACAAAUUUCGCCGCCUCUCUGCCGGCAUCUUCACACUCUCAUACCGAUGUUAUUAAUUAUGUUCCAUAUCCAGUGGUCAAGAAAUUGCAUGUUCCCGUUUCCGAACCAAUUAAAAUACCGGUAUCGCAUGCUGUUAUAAUACCCGUAAGUAAACCGGUACCUAUUCAUGUACCCGUUACUCAAACCGUACAGGUGCCCGUUGAAAAAGAACUAAAAAUACCUGUCGAACGGGUAAUACCGUAUCCCGUCGAGAAACAUGUACCAGUCCCAGUCGAGAAAAAAGUGCCGUACACGGUGGUAAAAUAUAUGCCAAUUAAAGUGCCCCAGCCGUUCCCCGUUAAGGUGCCUGUCUUCAAGACUAUUUUGCACAAAAUUAAAAAUAGUUGGUAA